Messenger RNA from Topomyia yanbarensis, 705 nucleotides. RefSeq lists its product as uncharacterized. The transcript has a single exon. NCBI's taxonomy places the organism in Eukaryota, Metazoa, Arthropoda, Insecta, Diptera, Culicidae. Bases 1 to 705 code for a protein of 234 amino acids. The record is from RefSeq and is a predicted model, not a curated record.
AUGAACGCGUGUGUCGAAUUCGCAAUUACCGUUGUACGUCGUGAAAUUCGAAAAACACCCGUUAAUCGGACGCAAAUGGUUGAUGCGUUUGUCGGUCGGAACAAAAUACUGCGAAAAAGUGCGGUCAAUGAAAUAAGUAGAGGUAUUCCUGAAAGCAACCGAGCUACUCCGGAUAUUGUGCCUGACUCUUCUGUUGCGGUGAAGAAAGUGUUGCUAAAGUUUUCAAGAGUGUUCGAGGAAUCAAUUGGAAAAAUCUCCCGUGAUCAAGCCAACCUUCCUUUAAAGAAGGAUGCUCGUCCCGUUUUCUUAAAGGCCCGUAAAAUACCGUUCAAUCUGCAGAAGGUUGUCGAAGCAGAGCUUGACAAACUAGUAGAAGAAGAAGUUUUAACGAAGGUCAACCAAAGUAACUGGGCAACCCCAAUUGUGCCGGUGAAGAAAUCCAACAAUCGUGUGCGUAUUUGUGGGGACUACAAUCAAACUGUCAACACUAACCUUGUGGUAGACAAACACCCGCUUCCAACGGUGGAUCAGCUGUUCGCUUCCCUUGCUGGUGGGAAGAAAUUUAGCAAGAUUGAUUUAGUGCAGGCCUACUUGCAACUUGAAGUCGCUCCGGAAGAUCGCGAAAUUCUAACCCGGAGCACUCACCGAGGUUUGUACCUUCUCAGUCGCCUCAUGUACGUGGUGGCGUCGGCACCUGCUAUCUGA